Messenger RNA from Triticum turgidum subsp. durum (durum wheat), 2040 nucleotides. The record is from the annotation of a GenBank genome assembly. Lineage: Eukaryota; Viridiplantae; Streptophyta; Magnoliopsida; Poales; Poaceae.
AUGCAUCGGGGAAGGGCCAGUCCGCGGGCUGGCCGUGGGCCUACAAAAAAAUACUGUGAAAUAAGGCCGGUGGAGAAGCCCAGGAGGAAUGAUAAAAAAGGAAAGCCUAGAGGGACGAAAUCUGGCCCGCCUCAUCAGAAAAAAAAGGGAGGGCGAAAUCCCCACUCUCUGUCACGAUCCCCGCCGCUGCCUCUCAUCCUCGCCGCCACGCCGCCGAUGCCCGACGCCGAUGAGGUGGAGGGCGCCCGAAAGCUGGCGCGCGGGGCCUUCGCGAAGCUCUCUCAGUACGAGCCCGCAGCGUCCUCCUCGCCGCCCUCCGCUCCCACGGCUCACCUUCCUCAGCUCCUCAGCUGCUGCUUCCAGUUGCUGCGUCGCCUGGACCACGCCGACCCCGGCCUGGCUGCCAGAUGCGUCAGCCUCCUCCGUGCCUUCAUCCACAGCAUCCCCUCCCGUGACCCCGACGCCUCCUUGGCCCCCGCCCUCGAGGUGUGCCUUCAGAAUUUUGUGGAUAUAAGCCAACUGAGGAAUUGCACCAUGCUCAAUUAUGCCAUACAGGAAGUGCCAAAGGACCCUACCAUGGCAAUAUCAUUCCAGUAUGAGCUCCGUGUCCAGCUGGAGCUCAUGUCCCACCAUUUCAUUUCAUCGGUGCAAGAUGAGGCGGAAUUUGAGCACUUCUUUAGUGCACUCUCUUGGUCUGAGAAGGCGACGCAGCGCACUCCAGAACUUGGCUUGGCUGGAGCUAUCUCCCUAGUCCGAAAGAGCUACUGGUUUUCUAUGCCUGUUAUUGCACAAGCUCAUUUUGUAUUGCUUGCGUCCAGAUGCGUUGGCAAUGGGGAUCUGAACCUGCAUUUGCAAGUGUUUGAGAAUGCCAUGCAUGCUUAUUUGAUAUACUUGCCAGACUUGGGUGUUUUUCACAGAACUAAUGCUGUGAAAAGCCUCUUCAGUCGCUUCGCCAACAUGAAACUUCUUAACUCUUGUAUCCAAGACGCAACUAAUCAGAAGCUAAAUUGUCAGGUCAAUAGGCUGCUUUUGUUCUGCAAGGUGCACUGUGAUGAUGGCUGGCAUGUCAAAGAGAGGAAUACCUUUGAUAUUCUUGUGAGCUUCAUUGAGGAGAACCAGCAUAUCUUUCCGGAACAAUCAAGGCAGGAAGCUGUUAUUGUUGUGAACAAAAUAGUGUCAAAUAUCCUGGAUUGUACUAAGCAGAAGGAGACACAUGAAUCGGAUGCUAACGCUUCAGAGGAGAUGAUCUACCUUGCUGCUGUACUUAGGCUAAUGGGUUCCUCUUUUCUAGAGGUUCUUCGCUCUAUUAGGGAAAUGAGGGCUGCAGGUGACAGGCAUCAUGAAAAUCAUAUAUUACUUCGCAUAUCUGAAACCAUCGGCUUACUUGGGCAAUAUGAAGCUAAUGGACUUAACAUACAUGACUUAUUUGGUAUGGCUGAGAAGUCUGUUGACAAGGAAAACACCUCAGUGCAGAUGCUUUUUCAUUUUGCUAGCCUAUUUGCCUUAUGUUUAAGAAUGAGGUUUGGUUUUCUGUGGAAAGCUUGCAUUGUCAUGAUCAUGAUGGCCAUGAAUCUUGUGAUUGAUGAAGAUAGAAGUCUGAGUGCAUUUCAGUUUCUUAUUGCUUCAAAAGAGCUUGCAAUCUAUUCAAUUGACCAAGAGGAUAGUUUGAAGGGUUCUGCCUGUAGAAAAUCUUCUACAUCAAUAGCUUUGCAGUACACUAACGUGCAUAAACGUUGUAUUCAAGAUGAGGCGCGGCCUGAUUGUGUUGAGGACAGCAGGGGUAAAACUGUAGACGGAACGGCCUUUUUCGAGUCCAUUCUGGGAAACAAGAACUCCUCCGAGUGGGGUGAUUUGGUGGAUUAUGUUGAAUGCGAAGAUGGCGUGGAUUAUGCAAGUUGGCUGACGCAGCACAGGAAAUUCAAGGAGUUUAGGGAUGCCAAAUGGAUGAGCAGCAAGCGACCCAGCGUGGACAUGUCAGAGAUAAAGAGAGAAUACGGUGCCAGUAAAAGUAAAAGACUGAAGAAGAAGGCUUCGCGGUGA